AUGGCGACAGAGGAAAGAACGCAGCUGGUUUUGGCCCGUGUUUCGCUGGAUCCCUCCCCCGACUUCACGGCCUCCCUUGUGGACAACGAGGAGGAAGACUCUCAUUGUCUCUGUGCAAAUGAAAGGAAAACAUUGUCUUGGACGGUGGUCCCGAAAUCUCUGGGCGAAAUCAACUUCAUAGCAAGUGCAGAAACUCUGGGCUCAGACCAGCCAUGUGAGAAUGUAUUAGUGGAGAAGCCCAUAAAACGACAAAAGGACACUGUCAUCAGAUCAGUUUUGGUUGAGCCUGAAGGGAUUCAGAAGCAAGUGGUCUUCAACUCCAUCCUCUCUGCAAGCGAAAAUGCCCAGUCGACACCCAGCUCUCUGGAGCUACCCAAAAAUGUUGUGGAGGGCUCUGCCAGGGCUUCCUUCUGUGUGCUGGGAGACAUGCUGGGCUCAGCCAUACAGAACCUGCACCAGCUUCUCCAGAUGCCACAUGGCUGCGGGGAGCAGAACAUGGCCCUCUUUGCCCCCAACAUCUACUUCCUGGUGAGUAAGACCGGGCAGCUGACGGAAAAAAUCAGAUCCAAUGCCCUCAAAUAUUUAGUGACUGGCUACCAGACGCAGCUGAGAUAUAAACACCCGGAUGGAUCUUACAGUACUUUUGGACCACUGGGUGAGGAGACAGGGAACACCUGGCUGACAGCUUUUGUGCUCAAGUCCUUUGGCCAGGCACGUUGCCACAUCUUUGUGGAUGGACAGCACAUUGCAGAUGCUCAGGCCUCCCUGGCUGCCCAGCAGAAGGAGAACGGCUGCUUCCGGAGCUUCGGCUCCCUCCUGAACAACGCGCUCAAGGGUGGGCUUGAUGAUGAGGUCAAACACUCGGCAUAUAUCACCUCUGCUUUGCUGGAGAUCUCCCUACCUGUCACGCAAUCCCUGGUGCGUAAUGCUUUGUUCUGCCUGGAGAGGGAAGCACAGACAGAUGAGGUCGACAUUUACACCCAGGCAUUGUUAGCUUAUGUCUUCACCCUUGCUGAGAAGGAGGAUAAGAGGAAAGAGAUGUUGCAGCUUCUGGAAGCAAAUGCUGUCAAGGAAGAGGAUGGUUCUAUUCACUGGCAGCAGCCUAGGGAGCAAGAGAAGAAGGCCUUCAGUCCAUUGAACAACCAUCAGACUCGGUCCGUAGACAUUGUGAUGACGUCCUACGUUCUCCUUGCUCAUGUUGAAAAGAAGCCAGCGCCAUCCCCAGAAGAAAUGUCGAUAUCGUCCCGCAUUGCCAAGUGGCUAACCGGGCAACAGAAUCCUACUGGGGGAUUCCUUUCCACUCAGGACACUGUCGUGGCCCUUCAGGCUCUUUCCAAGUACAGCACCUUGGACUAUUCGCAGAGCAGAGCAGUCAGCAAAGUGUCCCUGAGUUCAGGAGCGGAUUUCCAGAAGGAAUUCCACGUGGACAGCACUAACUCUUUGUUGCUGCAGAGCCAAGCUCUGCCCAAAGUGCCCGGGAACUACCAGGCAGAAGUGACGGGAGGACGUUCUGUCUUGUUACAGACCACUUUGAAGUAUAAUGUGCAUCCAGACCAGGAAGAACCACCUUUUAAACUGGAUCUGCAUACAGUUCCUGAGGCUUGCAUGGAUCCCAAGGCCCAGACAAAAUUUGCUCUUGCUCUAAAUCUCAGCUAUACUGGCCAGCGUGCAAACUCCAAUAUGGUGAUUGUCGAUGUUAAGAUGCUGUCAGGAUUCAUCCCAGUGAAAUCAUCUGUGCAGAAGCUACAAAAGCAAGGGCAAGUGAAGCGAACUGAAGUGAGCACCGAUCGUGUCCUGCUGUAUUUGGAAGAGGUGACCAGUGUGACUCAGCACUACUCCUUCAUGGUGGAGCAGGAGGUGCCAGUGCAGGGCCUGAAACCUGCCUUCGUGACGGUCUACGAUUACUAUGAACCUGAUGAAAAGGCAGUUGCUGCGUACAGCGCCCCCUGCAGUACAGAUGAAACUAAACUGGGGAGCGCAUGAAGAAUGAAGAUUUUUUUUCCAUUGUGGUUUCUUUCCAUGGAAAGCAGAAAUUAAUCUAACCAGUUGUUAAUUAGUGAGUGAUAAAUCUAAGAAAUGAACACACACUGAAGAGAAUAAUUUUUCUCCCCAAGCUUUAGCAACUGAACAAUGGCUUCUGGUCCCUUCCACUUAUUCCCAAAUUUGCUCCAUAGCUUUGUACAUCCCAAACUCCGUGGCUCCAUCUGUAUUGAGAAUAACCAGGCGAAGAGAUUUGGAAGAACAGAAUAAUGUGAGCAAAAGUUUGUCAGAAUUCCUGAAAUUAUUGCCUAUGCAUCCUUUCACCAGAGGCCAGAAAAAAGAGAGAUUCUUCUGUAUGACUGUUUCUUCUGUCUGGUAGGAUUAAAAAGUAAAAUGUG
Varanus komodoensis (Komodo dragon) is the source of this 2378-nucleotide messenger RNA. Its product is annotated as alpha-2-macroglobulin-like. The record is from RefSeq and is a predicted model, not a curated record. Gene Ontology annotation, cellular component: extracellular region. NCBI's taxonomy places the organism in Eukaryota, Metazoa, Chordata, Lepidosauria, Squamata, Varanidae.